Aplosporella prunicola CBS 121167 is the source of this 1422-nucleotide messenger RNA. RefSeq lists its product as uncharacterized. Gene Ontology annotation, cellular component: cytoplasm; mitochondrial matrix. The record is from RefSeq and is a predicted model, not a curated record. Gene Ontology annotation, biological process: mitochondrial tRNA methylation; tRNA N1-guanine methylation. The transcript is spliced from 4 exons. Bases 1 to 1422 code for a protein of 473 amino acids. NCBI's taxonomy places the organism in Eukaryota, Fungi, Ascomycota, Dothideomycetes, Botryosphaeriales, Aplosporellaceae.
AUGUUCCGCCCACCGAUCAACCGGGCGAUGCGCACGCUGGACCGCGCAUUCUUCCGCCGGACAUUUCCCAUCUCGGCCGCGCGCGUCACGAACAACAAUGACAUAUCAAUGGUGCGCAAGGCGCUGGAAAAGAGCCAGGACAUUCUUGUGCAGCCGCGCUACCAGGCCGUGUGGAGUGACCCGGCCCAGCCGGGCAAGAGGCUCGUCCUACUGAAGCCUGAGAUCAAGCAUAAUGACCCUUCGACUUGGGGCCCGCAGGUGACGGAGUUCCAAGAUGCCAAUAUAACGACCUUGGUCCCUCAUGAUGUGACGCUGGACUAUGACUACUGGACCUAUGACGACAUCAUGAAAUCGAUACUCCCAGAGGAAAACCAGGAAGAUCUUUAUCCCAAACGGUUCACCCAAGUCGGACACAUCCUCCACCUGAACCUGAGAGAAAGCCACCAGCCGUACAAGCAGCUUAUAGCCGAUGUGCUCUUCGACAAAACCAAAAACAUCAAGACGAUUAUCAGUAAGAUUGACAACGUCGGCGAGGAGAGCCAGUUCCGGACAUUCGCCUACGAAGUACUCAAGGGACCCGAUGAUCUUAACGUCGAAGUCCACGAGGAAGGCUGCACCUUCUGCUUCGACUUCGCCAAGGUCUACUGGAACAGUCGGCUCCAGGCGGAGCACAAGCGCCUGGUCAGCACAUUCAAAGAAGGCGAUGCCGUAUGUGACGUGAUGGCAGGCAUUGGACCCUUUGCCGUGCCCGCAGGCAAGAAGAAGGUCUUUGUGCGAGCAAACGACCUAAACCCGGAGAGCUACAAGUACAUGGUGGAUGCAAUCAAGAAGAACCAUGUCGGCCCAUGGGUGGCCCCCCACAACGAAAACGGCCACAAAUUCAUCCGCACUGCCACUGCCGAGCUCUAUGCCCACCCGCGCCAACACUCGCAACUCAUCGCUCACAAGUACAAGCCGGGCGAGAAGAAGCCGGCCAACCCGCCCAAGCCGGAGGAAAAGAGGUACACGGAACCCAAGAUCUUCUCGCACUACGUCAUGAACCUCCCGGCCAGCGCCAUCGAGUUCUUGCCCGCGUUCAUCGGGCUGUACAGCCGGCACCCGUUCAAGAAGCUCUUGAAGGGCGCGGCACCCGAAACCUUGUUCAGCCCGCAUACCCCGUUCAAGCUGCCCAUGAUCCACGUCUACUGCUUCGAGCGCAAGGGCGGCGACGUCGUGGCCGAGCAGAGCGCCGACGUCUGCAAGCGCAUUUCCGAGCAGCUCGACUAUGUCAUCACGCCCGACACGCCCGACGUCUCCAUCUACGACGUCCGCGACGUCGCCCCCAACAAGCGCAUGUUCUGCGCGUCCUUCAGGCUGCCGGCAGAAGUGGCGUUUCGGCCACAGAGGCCUCGUUCACAAGAGGGCACUUUCGAGGUGGAUUAA